This is a messenger RNA of Mytilus californianus (California mussel), 1347 nucleotides long. RefSeq names its product meprin A subunit beta-like. The coding region runs from base 1 to 1299 and encodes 432 amino acids. Gene Ontology annotation, molecular function: metalloendopeptidase activity; zinc ion binding. The record is from RefSeq and is a predicted model, not a curated record. Gene Ontology annotation, biological process: proteolysis. Lineage: Eukaryota; Metazoa; Mollusca; Bivalvia; Mytilida; Mytilidae. Gene Ontology annotation, cellular component: membrane. The transcript is spliced from 11 exons.
AUGAGCGUACCAGUCACUGGAGUGGCCGACAAUCACCCAGAAGAAGCAGGAUUUUUUGAAGGUGAUAUAGAGAUAGAACCAGGAGAAGAGCCAUAUUUGAGAAAUGCUGUUGCUAAUCACAGACUGCUCUGGCCACAUGGUGUUGUUCCAUGGACCAUCGAUUCAAUCCAUUCAAGACAAGCUUCUCACGUCCAGGUUUUCCACGAUGCCAUGAACGAAAUUAUGGAAAAGACAAAAGUAAAUGGAAAGAAAUGCAUUGACUUUCAACCACGCAAAGCGGAACAUGGAUAUAUGCAAUUUACUUACGGAAGUGGAUGCCACACACCAAUUGGCUAUCACAGUACACGCAGAUCUGACGUCACAUUAGGUACUGGGUGUCUACGUAAAGGAACAGUUAUGCAUGAAAUCCUUCAUGGUUUAGGAUUCUGGCACGAACAAAGCAGAGCAGACAGAGACAACUACGUCACUGUUCACUGGAAGAAUAUUCAAACAAGUCAUGCACGUAACUUUGACAAGUACCAAUUAGGCACCCAGAUUGAUCAUUUGGGUAUGCCAUACGAUUAUGGAUCAGUAAUGCAUUAUCCAGCCUUUGCAUUCGCCAUUGAUAGACACCAAAUGACCCUUGAACCUAAACAAAGUGGAGUUACCAUUGGACAAAGAGUAAGACUGAGCGAAACUGACGCCAAAGAAAUUCAGAUUUUAUAUGGUUGCAUACCAAGAGGAAGUGUUGGUUCAUUCACAUCUGCACCUGGCGCAACAACUCAAGCACCACAAGUUUCACACGUUUCUACACCAAAUCCUCACAUAACAAACCAAGCUGCAACAUGUUCCUUUGAUGCUGGUUUGUGUGGAUGGUUACAGUCCACAAGUGAUAAUAUUGACUGGAGAACUGGUAAAGGCAGUACACCAAGCCGAAACACUGGUCCACAUGCCGACCAUAGCGGAACUAGCGGAGGACAUUAUUUGUAUUUGGAAGCAAGUGGACAAACGAACAAAAACGCCAUCAUUGUGUCCCCACAAUACCAACCUGGAACUUACUGUUUCUCAGCAUGGUUUAAUAUGUAUGGUCAUGAAAUGGGCUAUAUUUAUUUUGAACUGCUUAUUGGGAGUAGGAAACAUGCGAUGAGGUCCUACCACGGUGACCACGGUGACAGAUGGAUACAUUUCCAGACUCAAAUUAAUGUUCAUGGAUCCCAUGCAUUCAGUUUCCAAAUUGAAGGUAGAACAGGAACUUCAUAUCACAGCGAUUUGGCAAUUGAUGAUGUAUCUGUCACACCAGGAGCCUGUAGUCAUGGUUAAAAUUAGGAAAUGGUUAUUAAAAUUAUUAAAAUUUCAAAUAUUAUCAAA